AUGGCUGCCGGGCGUAACUGGAGUCAAACAGGGGAGGAAAUUGCAGAAGACCCCAGGUGUAAGCAAAGAAACACGGCCUCUGGUGUGGCUGUCUCCAAUGAUGUCAUCCCUGUGUUUAAUGAUUUCAACGUGACCAAGUCCUCAACGCCAGAAGUGAAGAAAUGCAAGGCCUCAGUGAAAAAAAGAACACAAUCCUCGGGGAGGCAAGGAGAUCCUGGGAGGGGAUGCGGCGCAGAUGUGGACGCCCACUACACCACUUUUCACAAGAUGCUGUCGGAUAAGGACCGCCACUAUGUUUUCUACGAUGCAGCCUACGAGACCAAGUACAGGACGGAGGACUUGGUGUUCAUCUUCUGGGCCCCUGAGUGUGCUCCCCUUAAAAGCAAAAUGAUCUAUGCCAGCUCCAAGGAUGCUAUCAAGAAGAAAUCGGCGCUAAUUAAAAAUGAAUUACAAGCAAACAGCUACAAAGAGAUCAAGGACUGCUGCACCCUGGCAGAAAAACUAGGUGGCUGUGCCGCCACGUCCCUGGAGGACAAGCCUUUGUGA
Molecule: messenger RNA, 546 nt
Organism: Arvicola amphibius (Eurasian water vole)
Lineage: Eukaryota; Metazoa; Chordata; Mammalia; Rodentia; Cricetidae
Product: cofilin-1-like
Exons: 2
Coding region: 1-546 (181 amino acids)
Biological process (GO): cell motility; actin filament fragmentation; actin filament severing
Cellular component (GO): cytoplasm; lamellipodium; actin cytoskeleton
Molecular function (GO): actin filament binding
Source: RefSeq, a predicted model, not a curated record